Messenger RNA from Chlamydomonas reinhardtii, 5539 nucleotides. RefSeq lists its product as uncharacterized. The transcript is spliced from 29 exons. The record is from RefSeq and is a predicted model, not a curated record. Gene Ontology annotation, cellular component: nucleus. Gene Ontology annotation, biological process: DNA topological change; sister chromatid segregation; resolution of meiotic recombination intermediates. Gene Ontology annotation, molecular function: DNA topoisomerase type II (double strand cut, ATP-hydrolyzing) activity; DNA binding; ATP binding. NCBI's taxonomy places the organism in Eukaryota, Viridiplantae, Chlorophyta, Chlorophyceae, Chlamydomonadales, Chlamydomonadaceae. Bases 126 to 5006 code for a protein of 1626 amino acids.
GUAGCUCGUUACGCGAGACAACUGCAGGUAGAGCCCAGCCUGCAACAAUCCACGCUGCCAAAUUCAAGUAGGGCCCAGACAGCUCUUGUUUUCUAGCGCCCUAGGGCGCCCGAGCCCCAGCAGCCAUGGAGAUCGAUAUUAUGGAGGACGUGGAGAACAUAACGGCACCCAAGGCCAAGGGCAAGGCGACAAAGGCGGCGAAGGAGCCGUUGGGGCCUAGCAAUGCAGCGGCGCCAGCAGCGGGCGGCAAGAGCAUUGAAGAAAUGUAUCAGAAGAAGACACAGCUCGAGCACAUUAUCCUGCGCCCCGAUACCUACAUCGGCAGCACCGAGCGCCAGCCGAACCAUGUUUGGGUGCACACGGGACAGAAGAUGGAGUACAAGCAGGUCAGCUAUCCGCCCGGCCUGUACAAAAUCUUCGAUGAGAUUCUCGUGAACGCCGCGGACAACAAGGUCCGCGACGCCACGAUGGACACCAUAAAGGUUGACAUCGACGCGGCCACCAACAGCAUCCGCGUGUGGAACAACGGCAAGGGCAUCCCGGUGGAUGUGCACAAGGAGGAGGGCGUGUACGUGCCGGAGCUCAUCUUCGGCCACCUGCUGACCAGCAGCAACUACAACGACAGCGAGAAGAAGAUCACCGGCGGCCGCAACGGCUACGGCGCCAAGCUGGCCAACAUCUUCUCCACCGAGUUCAUCAUCGAGACGUGCGACGGCUCACGGCUGAAGCGCUACAAGCAGACGUUCACCAAGAACAUGCAGGUCAAGGGCACGCCCAAGAUCACGGACUGCAAGGCCAGCGACAACUGGACCAGCAUCACCUUCAAGCCCGACCUGGCGCGGUUCGGCAUGGAGGCGCUGGACGAGGACGUGGUGUCGCUGCUGCGCCGCCGCGUGUACGACAUGGCGGGCGUGCUGGGCAAGGGCGCCAAGGUGUACUACAACGGCGAGCGGCUGAGCAUCAAGUCGUUCCAGGAGUACGUGGACAUGUACCUGGGGCCCAAGGAGAACGGCGUGCCGCGCUUCUGCGAGCGCAUCAACGACCGCUGGGAGGUGUGCAUCAGCAUCACGGACGGCUCCUUCCAGCAGGUGAGCUUCGUCAACUCCAUCUCCACCCAGAAGGGCGGCACGCACGUCGACUACAUCGUCAACCAGGUGGUCAAGCACGCCACGGAGAAGCUGAGCAAGAAGACCACCAAGACGGCGGCCAUCAAGCCGGCCAUGGUGAAGAACCACCUGUGGGUCUUCCUCAACUGCUACGUGGAGAACCCCGCCUUCGACUCGCAGACCAAGGAGACGCUGACGCUGCGCGCCACGGCCUUCGGCUCCAAAUGCGAGCUGCCGGUGCCGCUGCUGGACAAGGUGCUCAAGGCCGGCCUCAGCGACAGCAUCAUCCGCUUCGCCGAGUUCAAGAGCCAGAAGGAGCUCAAAAAGGGCGACGGCACCAAGCGCUCGCGCCUGCACGGCAUCACCAAGCUGGACGACGCCAACGACGCGGGCGGCCCGCGCAGCCGCGAGUGCACGCUCAUCUUGACGGAGGGCGAUAGCGCCAAGGCGCUGGCCAUCAGCGGGCUGGGAGUGGUGGGCCGCGACCACUACGGCGUGUUCCCGCUGCGCGGCAAGCUGCUCAACGUGCGCGAGGCCAGUGCGGCGCAGAUCGCGGCCAACGCCGAGAUCCAGAACAUCAAGCAGAUCAUGGGCCUGCAACACGGCAAGGUGUACGAGAACACGACGUCGCUGCGGUACGGCCACCUGAUGAUCAUGACGGACCAGGAUCACGACGGCUCGCACAUCAAGGGCCUCAUCAUGAACUUCCUGCACAGCUUCUUCCCCUCGCUGCUGCGCAUCCCCGGCUUCCUGCUGGAGUUCAUCACGCCCAUCGUCAAGGCUCGGCGCGGCCGCGACACCAAGGUGUUCUACACCAUGCCCGAGUACGAGGCGUGGAAGGAGAGCCUGGGCAACGCGACGACCGCCUGGGACAUCAAGUACUACAAGGGUCUGGGUACCUCCACCAAGGAGGAGGCGCAGGAGUACUUCUCGCGGCUGGACCUGCACCGCAAGGAGUUCGUGUGGGAGGGCGACGAGGACGGCGACUCCAUCGAGCUGGCGUUCAGCAAGAAGCGCGUGGACGACCGCAAGGAGUGGCUGAGCAACUUCGUGCCCGGCACCUUCCUGGACCAGAGCGCCGACCGCAUCAGCUACUCGGACUUCAUCAACCGGGAGCUGAUCCUGUUCUCACGUGCCGACCUGGACCGCUCCAUCCCGUCCAUGCUGGACGGCCUCAAGCCUGGGCAGCGCAAGAUCCUGUACGCCUGCUUCAAGCGCAACCUCAAGAAGGACAUCAAGGUGGCCCAGCUGUCCGCCUACGUGGCCGAGCACAGCGCCUACCACCACGGCGAGGGCAGCCUGGCCAGCACCAUCGUCAACCUGGCGCAGGACUUCGUGGGCAGCAACAACGUCAACCUGCUGCACCCCAGCGGUCAGUUCGGCACGCGGCUGCAGGGCGGCAAGGACGCCGCCAGCGCGCGCUACAUCUACACGCGGCUGGCGGCGCUGACGCGCCACCUGUUCAACGAGAACGACGAUCAGCUGCUCACCUACCUGAACGAGGAGGGGCAGAGCAUCGAGCCCGAGUGGUACAUGCCCAUCCUGCCCACCGUGCUGAUCAACGGCGCGGACGGCAUCGGCACGGGCUGGAGCACCACCAUCCCCAACUACAACCCCCGCGACAUCAUGGCCAACCUGCGGCGCCUGCUGGAGGGCGAGGCGCAGGAGGCCAUGCACCCCUGGUACCGCGGCUUCAACGGCAACAUCGCCGAGGCAGCCACCCACAAGUCGGGCUCGCGCUCGUACGUGGUCAGCGGCACGGUCACGCAGACCGGCCCCAACACCAUCGAGAUCACGGAGCUGCCCAUCCGCAAGUGGACCCAGGACUACAAGGAGUUCCUGGAGACGCUGCUGCGCCCCACCGAGAAGGACGAGGCGCCCAUCAUCGCCGACUACAGCGAGCACCACUCCGACUCCAACGUGCACUUCGUGGUGGAGCUGCUGCCCGGCAAGAUGGAGGAGCUGCUGGCCUCGCCGGGCGGCCUGGACGGCAAGUUCAAGCUGACCACCAAGAUCGCGACCAGCAACAUGAUGCUGUUCGACCACAGCGGCAUGAUCAAGCACUACAGCAGCCCCGAGAUGAUCGUGGCCGAGUUCUACGAGCUGCGCCUGGACUACUACGAGAAGCGCCGUAUCGCCAUGCUCAAGGUGGCGUCGCUGGACCAGAAGCGCGCGGACAACCGGAUCAGGUUCAUCCUGGCGGUGGUGGAGGGGCGGCUGGAGGUGCGCGGCCGCAAGCGCGCCGACCUCGAGCGCGACCUGGAGGCGCAGGGCUUUGACCGCCUGGGCAAGGCCGGCGCGAAGGUCAAGAUCACGGAGGUGGCCGAGGACGGCGAGGAAGGCGAGGGGGGCGAGGCCGCCGUCACCGCCUCCAACGGAGCCAGCUACGACUACCUGCUGUCCAUGUCCAUCUACAACCUGACGCGCGAGAAGAUCGCCAAGCUGCAGGAGGAGGCCGCGAAGGCCAAGGAGCGGGUGGAGUACCUGUGCAGCAUCACCGGCCGCGACAUGUGGGCGCAGGACCUGGACGCGUUCGAGGCGGCCUACGAUACCUGGGAGGUGCAGGAGAACGCGCGCCUGGAGGAGGCCACGCGCAAGCAGCUGGCGGCCAAGCGCGGCAAGGGCGCGGGCAAGGCUAAAGGCGCCGCCGGCGGCCGCAAGAAGGCGGCCAAGAAGGCGGCGGGCUCGGACGAGGAGGACUCGGCGGAGGACACGGCGGACUCGGACUUCGAGAUGGCCGCCAAGAAGAAGCCGGCGGCCCGCGCGCCGCCCAAGCCCAAGCCCGCAGCGCCCCCCGCACCGGCGGUUGCCGCGCCGGCACCAGCGCCAACGGCGCCCAAGCCCGCGGCAGCUGCGAAGGCACCGGCGGCGCCGAAGGCCGCCGCAAAGGCAGCGGCAGCGGCCGCCGCGAAGGCGCCGGCGGCGCCGGCGUUGGAGGUGGAGCCGGCUGCGGCGCCGGUGGCACGGCCGCCGGCCCGCAAGGCCGCGGCUGCGGGCGCGGCGGCGCGGAAGCGGAACGUGGUGGUGGACACCGAGGAUGAGGACGUGGACAUGUCGGACGGCUCGGAGGAGGAUUUCGCCAGCGCCACGGAGGACGACGAUGACGACUUCGAGGCGGACGAGGAGGAGAAGAAGCCCAAGAAGGCGCCCGCAGCCGCGAAGAAGGCCGCCGCGGCGCCGGUGCCCGCGGCCGCGCCCAAGCCCGCGGCGGCGCCCAAACCCGCGGCCGCACCGCGCGCCAAGAAGGCGGCGGCGGCAGCGGCUCCGCCGCCCCAACCGCUGCGCGCUGAUUCGCAGGGCAGCGAGCAGCCGAGCCAGGACGACAGCCGCAUGAAGCCGGACGCUGAAACGGCGGGACUGGCGGCGCGCCUAGCCGGGCGCAUGCAGGCGCAGCUGAACAUCGGCAAGGCGGGCGCGCCUGUGGUGAACCUGGAGGAAGACUACGACGUGAGCUCGCCCGCGCCCGGGCCCAAGACCGCCGUCGGUGCCAAGAAACCGGCCGCGGGCAGGGCGCCGGCCGCUGGCGGGCGCGGCAAGGGCAAGGCUGCCGGCGGCGCUGCAGCGCCGAAGCAGCCAGCCAAGCGCAAGGGCGCGGCCAAGAAGGGCUCAGACUCGGAGUCAGACGACGUCAUUGAGCCCAGCAGCGACGACGAGGAGACCUUCGAGCUGUCUGCGCCGUCGCCCGCGGUUGCGCCCAAGGGCAAGAAGAACCGCUCGGGCCCCACGCCGCUGGCGAUCAAGAGCCUGGCGCGCAUGGCGCCCGUGCCCGAGGAGAAGGCGCCUCUGCGCGCCCGCCGCGCCGCCGCCGCCAAGCCCGUCAACUACAAGAACGGCGGCAGCGACGACGACAGCGGGUCCGGCAGCGACAAGGACAGCGACUUCGAGGUGCUGUCGGACUGAGCAGCAGGCGGUAGCAGGCACCGGCCGUUGCGUUACCGGGCGUUUCCGGGCAGCGGCGACUGGGCCGCAACGGCGCUGGGACGGCGAGCGGCUAUGGGAAGAGAGGAGGGGCCGCAAGGGCGCAACCGAGGACGGAUGAGCGACGUGUGCGGCUGGGAGUGGGAGCGUAGGUAGGGUGCUGUAGGUGUACGGAAGGCGUGGAGCAUAAGGGGCUGGAGGACGGCAGGGAUGCCAGUGCAGGAAUGCGUGUGCGUGAUGCUGCCAACGCGGUAUGCAGGCUGGGCAAAAGGAUGCCAGGCAAUAUCGGUAUCACUCGAACACCAAAGUGUCAGUGUGCCUGGUAUGUUUGCGAACGUUACAAGAAAUGACGAUGGGAGUGCGCAAGCACACAGAGGCCAUGCACGGUCCAAACGAUCUGAAGAAGGUGAAAGGUGGCUGCCAACUGGCAGUGUGUGAGCGCGUCACCUGCCGCGUGGCCACUAUGUUAAGCCGCAUUGCACAAGCGGCUGACAUACAUGUAACGUGGCCUACUA